Funneliformis geosporum is the source of this 2472-nucleotide messenger RNA. The record is from the annotation of a GenBank genome assembly. NCBI's taxonomy places the organism in Eukaryota, Fungi, Glomeromycota, Glomeromycetes, Glomerales, Glomeraceae.
AUGGCUCGAAGAAAUUCGCCAUUAGCGGAAACUCCAUCCGCGCGAGAUUACAUCGAUAUCAUGGUGGAAAUUAAAAAGCUCGGAUUAUUUAGUAACUUUGAAGAACACACACCAACAAUUGUGGUGUUCGGUGAUCAAUCAAGCGGUAAAAGUUCUGUUUUGCAUAGGUUAACUGGUGGUUUACCAAUUCCAAGAGGAUCUACAAAAUGCACAGCGACACCUUUUGAAAUACGUAUGCUACAAUCCGAUGAAGCAGUUAGUAAAGUCUCUUUGCGUUACAUCGAAGAUAAACAUCGUAAAAGUAUGCAAUCAAAAGAAGUUGAUUUUGCCAACAUAUUGGGCAUGAGCGAUUCGGAAGUCGAAGCGAAAUUACGUGAAGCUCAACGAUUUGUACAAAAUCCAAGUAUUGACGUUAAAAGUGGACGAUUGCCAAGCUCGGAUAAUGAUGAGUUGGCUUUUACAAAAAAUGCUGUAUGCGUUACAAUCAGUGGUCCGGAACAAGCUUAUAGAAUCGUUCGAAACCACGAAGAACAUGAAAAGUUCGUACUAUCCUUGGUAGAUGAAUACAUCAAGAAAGAAUCAGCAAUUUUACUUCCAAUCUUUCAGGCAACCUCGGACAUAGCCACACAAUGUGCGUGGCGUCUUGCACGCGUUGCAGAUCCAUCUGGCAAGCGUACAGUAGGUGUCUUGACAAAAAUUGAUCGUAUCAUUGAUUAUUCAAAUGAUGAUGAUAAACACAAUGAGCUCGCCACUUUAGUAAAAGGCAAAGGGGAACAUCAAAUUUCAAAUGGUGUUUAUAUUAUAAGGAAUCCAUCUAUUGGGGAUAGUCAUGACCCGGAUGAACUGGAAGGCAUUACCGUUAGGACUCUUAGACAACAUAGGAUUUGGAGGGAUGUACCGUCUAAUAGAUUUGGCUUGCAAAAUUUGAUCAUGAAAUUAAGCGAAUUACAAGGUCAAGCUCAUGAACGAUCAUGGCCAAACAUCCGUCCCCUUUUAGAAGAAUGUAGAGAUGAUUUUGAAGAAAAAUUAAGGAAUCUUCCACAUAAACGUGGUGGAAAUCCAAAUAUCCGUUUCCUGGAAUUAAUUGGGUCAUUCGACAAAUUAUUCACCUCACACGCAAAUGCUGAAAAUGUGGAUCAUAGGUUGUAUCGUGGACAACAAUGGAACUUUGGUCAAUUCGAUCAAGCAUUAUUAAAUACUCGUCCAGUAUAUCAACUCACGUUUGAAAAUGAGUCAAAUAACACCGAAACUUUUGAUCCCAUAAGACCUGGUGCGUUGCAAUAUCGUGGAUGGACGAACAAUUUAAAAGAUGAAAUUACAGCUGACGAUUGGGGUGAUCUGAACAAGAAGGACGAAAAAGAUUAUUUAUGGAGUUUAGAACAACUUUGUGAAGUUGUACAAGGAAGCCAAGGUGGUCAAUUGGUUGGUUUCUUUCCAUUUAAAGCGGUGGUUGCCAUUGUUGGAAAGCAUCAAAAGGAUUGGUUUGGGAUUUCUACCAAAUUGUUGGAAAAAAAUCAUGAUUGGAUUGCCCAAUUCGUUGAUGAAUUGGUAGAUAUCACUUUUAAAGAGUUCCCAAACGUUAUUGAAGAAAUCAAGAGCGUUUUACGUAAGUUAUUAAAGAGUUGUAAAGAUGAAACGUUAAGACGUCUUAAAGACCUUGAAGACAUGGAACAUAUGUCUGCCAGUAGGGCUCUUUAUGUAACAGAUGAAGCCAGCAUCCUAAAAAAGCAAGCAAAAUAUUUUAUCAAACUUCGAAUAUUAUCAGCAGUUUCCAAACAAACGGGUCAAGAUUUAAAAACGAUUCUUGAAUUAGGAUCAAAAUUAUUCGACAUGAUGUAUAGCGAAGACACUAUCGAAGAGGAUUUUGAGAGAAUAAAAGGAGACUUGAUUAAUAUCGUUUCGGAAUGUCAAGAGGGCUUUGAUGAUUCAUCCCAAAAAUUAAUUGAAGAAAUCAAAAGUUCUAGAAUUUCAACAGAGAUGCCAUCAACGGCCACUCUAUCCAUGAUGUUGAUUAUUAAAAAUCAAUACCUAGAUAAAUUAAUUGGGGUGGUUCCCAAAUCUGAAGAUAAUUCAAAUCAAACCAUAUUAAAAAAUACCGUCAACGAACACGCUUUCCUUGCUGCUACGGGAGCCUUGGCAUAUUGGAAGAUGUCCCAUACUAAAUUUCGGGAGGUCGUACCACGUGUAGUAGAAUAUUACCUUGUACAUCAAUUUGCUACCGGUUUAGGAAUGCAUUUACGUCAACAUUUCAGACUAUUGGGAUCGGAUUCGGAUUCUUCAGAAUCACCAGAAAAUCCCGAACAAAUAGACUUGAAGAAUUUAUUAGGUGAAGAUCCAUUGAACGCAAAGAAUCGUGAAGAAUGGGAAAAUAAUAGUGCUGCUCUUAGUAGUAUCAUUGAUAGGGUUCGAAAAGCUUCUGUAAGACAACAUCAUGGUAAUACUACUAAUGGUCAUCGUAGAGGUCGUAGAUAA